AUGCUAGUCGACGGGAGCAGUUCAGUUCUGAGAGUAGUGCCGACGUGUUCGCUCAGUUUCAAUUUUUUAUUGUGCUUUUGUACGGAUUAUAAGGAUUUACAACAAAAUAUUGAUGAUGGAGUUGUUACCCGCGUUUCCACCACCAAUGACUACAAGUGCCUCGUGUGUUGCAUGCAAUUCUCCGGUGAAACACCAAUACUGCAACACCUGGGGGGCAAACAGCACAGAGAAGCAGGAGCCCGAUACAUGCUUGCCGACGCCCGGAGAGAAUGUGCUUCUCUCAAGUGCCUAAUCAAGCCUGCGGUCCUGGCAGCCGCAGAGAAGGGCGAGUUCCAGGCCUCAGAUGCAGGAUACAGGUGCAGCAUCUGCGAAGUUACCUUUAGUGGAGUGGCGCCCUUAGAAGAACACCUUAACAGCAAAAGUCACAAAAAACACUCCGUUAAUGACAGUCACGUUUUGCGUCCGUUCCUCGAGGACGGCGUGGUCAGCCGAGGCGCCUCUAGCAACAUCUUGCGCUGCUUCGUGUGCGGCGUGGAUCUGUCAGGGCAGGCCUCCACGCUGCAGCACCUGGAGGGCAAGCAGCACCGGGAGGCAGGAGCCAAGUACGUGCUCAGUAACCCGUGGGACAGUCGAGCGACGCUCACGAAGCUUGUCAAACCGACGAUCAUUGCAGCCGCACAAGAAAACGUGGUGCAAGUUGUCGACACGGGAUUCAGGUGCGUCCGUUGUAAAGUAACCCUUCUUAGUCUGACGCCCUUGGAGGAUCAUCUGUCCAGCAGCGGUCACAAGAAUAGCCAUUCUGAUGAAGAUACGAUGGUUUUCCAGCAUCCCGAUUUGCGCCAGUUCCUAGAAGAGGGAAUCGUUAUUCAGUGUUAUCCAGGCAACAUCUUCAAGUGCUCUGUGUGCCACGUCAACCUAACCGGCGAGACGCCAACCCUGCAGCACGUGGAGGGAAAGCAGCACCGUGAGGCAGGCGCCAGGCAUCUCCUCGCCAAUCCGAAGGACAAGCGAGCCUCCCUGAGGACUCUCGUCAAGUCCAUGGCGAUUGCAGCCGCUGAAAGUGGUGUGAUCGAAGUGUCAGAAGUAGGAUUCAAGUGUAACUCUUGUGCUGUGACUCUCAGUGGAGUUGCACCAUUAGAAGAGCACUUAGUAAGCAAUAACCACAAGAAACGUAUUGCUCAAGAUCAGGUUCCUAAAUCAUCUGAAGCAGUUAGUGAGCUCGAAACAGCCUUUGAGAAAAAACUGAUAAUUCGGCCAGUUUCCGCUGCAGCGCCCACGCCUUCACAAGGCACCAGAGAUAAAAGCAAGUAUGUGUAUUCUGUGAUAUCUGAGCCCCGUGGCCUUGUCUACGUCUUCAAUUACACUUUCAAAGGCCAAGGAAACCUGCAACGGAAUGGGGCUCAUCUGGAUUCCGUUAACAUCCAGAAGACAUUCGAGAAGCUGGGUUACCAAGUCACUGUGCUGGAGGACUUGACGGGAGAAGAAACCUUCGAACAAUUAAAGAAAAUACGGGAAAACCCAGAACUGAAUGGUGUGGACGCACUGAUCAUCUUUAUCCUAAGCCACGGGGUAGAUCCUUACACCUUCAUGGCCAAUGACGGCACGGAAGUGAAUCUGCACAGUAUUCGUUUCGGGUUUUCCGACCGCAAGUGUCCCUACAUGAGGAGUAAACCAAAGAUCUUUUUCGCCAACUACUGCAGGGCCGACCGGAUGGAGCGGCGAGAGCUGAAGGAGGAGGAGGAACCAAGUGACAUGGCUACCAUCCACGCAGCCGUCGAGGGCGUCUUAGCCAAGAGAUCUCCAGACUUCGGUACGGUGUUCGUCAAGAGCCUCUGUGACGUCCUGGACAGCUACGGCCUCAGCUUGAACCUGAGGGACCUGUACAUCGAGCUCUGGUGCGAGAUGAAGCAGAACGAAGGAACCAAGCCGAUGUGGGAGGACUACGUGUUCAAGAACUUCUUCCUCGGUCCAUGCUGAUGGCCGUCACUCGGACCGGUUGCUUGAGAGAAACUGCAGAUGGGUUUACUUGUCUUUGCUUCUGAUCUUAUUUGUUAGAUAAGAAAUAGUAGAAUAUAAAUAGAUAUGUAAAA
Molecule: messenger RNA, 2090 nt
Organism: Penaeus indicus
Lineage: Eukaryota; Metazoa; Arthropoda; Malacostraca; Decapoda; Penaeidae
Exons: 6
Coding region: 1-1977 (658 amino acids)
Biological process (GO): proteolysis
Molecular function (GO): nucleic acid binding; zinc ion binding; cysteine-type endopeptidase activity
Source: RefSeq, a predicted model, not a curated record